Molecule: messenger RNA, 1209 nt
Organism: Panicum virgatum (switchgrass)
Lineage: Eukaryota; Viridiplantae; Streptophyta; Magnoliopsida; Poales; Poaceae
Product: dolabradiene monooxygenase-like
Exons: 3
Coding region: 1-1209 (402 amino acids)
Molecular function (GO): oxidoreductase activity, acting on paired donors, with incorporation or reduction of molecular oxygen; iron ion binding; heme binding
Source: RefSeq, a predicted model, not a curated record
AUGGACCAGGCUUCUGCCAUGGAGGACAGGGCUGACCGCGAGGCCAUGGAUGUGCCCGGGAAGCCGCCGCUGCGCCUGCCUCCGGGGCCGUGGCAGCUGCCGCUCAUCGGCAGCCUCCACCACCUCCUCCUGUCCCCGCACGGCGACCUCGCGCACCGGGCCUUGCGGGACCUGUCCGCCCGGCACGGCCCGCUCAUGAUGCUCCGCCUCGGCGCCGUGCCCACGCUGGUGGUGUCCUCGGCCGAGGCCGCCAGGGAGGUGAUGAAGACCCACGACGCCGCGUUCGCGAGCCGGAACCUGACGCCGACGCUGGCCGUGUUCGCCGACGGCGGCCGCGACAUCCUCUUCUCCCCCUACGGCGACCUGUGGCGCCAGCUCCGGCGGAUCUGCGUGCUCGAGCUCCUCUCCCCGCGCCGCGUCCGGUCCUUCCGCCGCGUCCGGGAGGAGGAGGCCGCGGGCCUGCUCCGCUCCGUCGCCGGCUCCUGCGCCGCCGCCCAGGGCGGCGCCGCGGUGGUCGACAUCGGCGAGAGGAUCUGCCGCGCGAUGAACGACAUCGUGGUGCGGUCGGCCGUCGGCGGCCGGUGCCCGCGGCGCGACGAGUUCCUGCGCGAACUCCACACGGCCGUGAUGCUCACCUCCGGCUUCAACCUGACCGACCUGUACCCGUCGUCGCCGCUGGUGUGCUGGCUCAGCCGCGGGCUGCGGGAGGCCCAGCGGUGCAACCGGACCGUGCGCGACAUCAUGGGCGAGAUCAUCCGCGAGCAGUCGUCAGUCGACGAGGGACGCGAGGAGCAGGACGACGACAACCUGCUGGCCGUGCUGCUGCGGCUGGAGAGAGACGGCGACGCGCAGUGCCCGCUUACCACAGACAUCAUCACCACCGUCGUCUUGGAAAUCUUUGCGGCGGGGAGCGAGACCUCAGCAACAACACUAGAGUGGGCGUUGGCGGAGCUGACAAGGAACCCACGAGUGAUGCAGAAAGCUCAAGCGGAGCUUCUCCAUGUCGGCAAAGUGAUCAUCUAUACGGACCACUCACUUUGCAUGGCCGGGAACGGCCUCCCGGCGGCGGACCUCGCCGGCGAGCAGCGGCAGAGAAAAGGGGCGAUGCGGCGAACUGAACCAGGGCUCACCUCGUGCAAGGGACGGUCGGAGAAGGGUGGUCAGCGGCGCAGUUCGAACGGCGGCGACGGCGACGGCGGGAACUCGUAG